AUGGCCAUGGACGCGCGUGCGCGCCUGAGCGCCCUCCGCGAGCUGAUGCGCGAGCGCAACAUCGGAGUCUAUGUCGUUCCGUCCGGAGACGCCCAUUCGUCCGAGUAUCUCGCUCCGUGUGAUGCACGCCGCGCCUUCCUCACGGGAUUCACUGGGUCUGCAGGUCUCGCGGUGGUCACGCAGACCGAGGCGCUGUGCUGGACUGACGGACGCUACUUCCUCCAGGCUGGUAACCAGCUUAGCAGCGACUGGACGCUAAUGAAGGCCGGCCUGCCCGAGACGCCGACGUGGAACAACUGGCUCAAGGAGCUUGGUCCGACUACGCGUGUCGGCGUCGACCCCACUGUCAUCAGCGAGAAAGAGGCUGCUCCCCUCGCAACUGCCCUCGCAACUGACCCGACCCGCGCGCUAGUUCCUAUCAGGGACAACCUGGUCGACGCGAUCUGGGCCGAGCGCGCCUCACGUCCUGCCAACCCCAUAUUCCAACUGGUGGACGAGUACGCUGGCCAGAGCGUGGGCGACAAGAUCAAGGCGUUGCGCGAGAAGCUCACCGAGAUAGGAUCCCCGGGUUUCGUGGUCAGCGCGCUCGACGAGGUCGCGUGGCUCUUCAACCUCCGCGGCUCGGAUAUUCCCUACAACCCUGUCUUCUUCGGAUACGCGAUUGUCACGCGGCACGACGCGACACUGUUCGCGAACCCCGCCUCCAUAACGCCGGAGGUUAAGGAGUACCUCCAGAAGAACAACGUCGCCGUGCUUGACUACGACAAGGUGUGGCAGGCACUUGAGAGCUGGAAGGUCCAGCUGAGUGGCGAGCGUGUCGAGAAGGAGGCGGCGGACAAGGCCGCCAAGGAGGCUGCCGUCGCUGCGGCCGAGCACGGCGAGGUGCCCACCAAGGUGCCUGCGUCCGAGCCCGCUGUGGCCAAGAAGGAGGAGAAGAAGGACCCCAAGCUCGUCAAAAGCGACAAGGUGUUAAUUGGGAACAGUGCCAGCUGGGCCAUUGCUGACGCCCUCGGCAAGGACAACUUCGAGGUGCGGCGCUCGCUCAUCGAGGACGCCAAGGCGCGCAAGAAUGCUACGGAGAUUGAGGGUUUCCGCCGCGCGCACAUCCGCGACGGUGCGGCGCUCUGUCGCUACUUUGCAUGGCUUGAGGAGGCGCUCGGCAACGGCGAGCAGUGGAACGAGUUCGACGCGUCCAAGCAGCUCGAAAGCUUCCGCAAGGAGAACAAGCUGUUCAUGGGGCUCUCGUUUGACACGAUCAGCUCGACUGGCGCCAACGGAGCGAUCAUCCACUAUUCGGCCAGCGAGACCAACUCGUCAAUCAUCGACCCCUCCAAGGUCUACCUCUGCGACUCGGGUGGCCAGUACAUGGACGGCACGACUGACACGACGCGCACCGUGCACUUCGGUACGCCGACUGCGGCCGAGAAGCGCGCCUUUACCCGCGUGCUGCAGGGCCUAAUUGGGCUGGACACGGCCGUCUUCCCGGCCGGCACGACUGGAUUUGUGCUGGACGCGCUGGCGCGCCGCCCGCUCUGGCUCGACGGCCUCGACUAUCGUCACGGCACUGCACACGGUGUUGGCCACUUCCUCAACGUUCACGAGGGACCGCAGGGUAUUGGACCCCGGCCGGCGUAUAACGAGAUCGGACUCCAGGAGGGCAUGGUCCUCUCCAACGAGCCGGGAUACUAUGAGGACGGGUCGUUUGGCGUGCGUACCGAGAACGUCAUGGCUAUCCGCCAUGCGACGACGCCAAAGAACUUCGGCGAUAAGGGAUACCUCGAGUUUGAGAACUUUACCACUGUCCCCAUCCAGACUAGCCUCCUCGACCUUGGGCUGCUGACUGCCGCCGAGACCGAGUGGCUCAACACGUACCAUGCCGACGUACUGGCCAAGGUGCGUCCCGAGCUCGAGGGACACGGCGACGCGCGCGCCAUCGCCUGGCUCGAGCGCCACUGUGUGCCGGUGUAG
This is a messenger RNA of Cutaneotrichosporon cavernicola, 1968 nucleotides long. RefSeq lists its product as uncharacterized. The coding region runs from base 1 to 1968 and encodes 655 amino acids. The transcript is spliced from 4 exons. Gene Ontology annotation, molecular function: metalloaminopeptidase activity. Lineage: Eukaryota; Fungi; Basidiomycota; Tremellomycetes; Trichosporonales; Trichosporonaceae. The record is from RefSeq and is a predicted model, not a curated record.